AAUAACUGUUGACCUGAUGGAUGAUUGUUGACUCGAUGACUUGAUCUAACCAGUUUGUCAAGCCCAACUGAUUCGUUUCUGGAUGCAGUUAAAUAGGUAAACGUUUCCAGAUGAAUGAAAGCACAUAAGAUGCUUGUUCACCUCAAGUGACUCCAACUGUGCAUGUAAUGUUUAUGCUCCUAACGGGUAAGAAUUUAUUAUACUUACUUGAUACAUAGAGUCAUGAAUCAUCUGACUCAAAUUCAGGACUUAAAGAUGCAAGUUUAGUUUAGUGAGUUUAUUUACAGUGUAAGUGUGAGAUGUGCUAUUUACAAAAUCUUUCUGAGGUUGUCAGUUAAAAAGUCCAUUAUUUAGAAAUUCAACAGAAGGGAGGUCCCAUGAAUCAGAGUCCUCUGCUUCUCCUGAACAGAAUCUCUCAUCUCCACCAAGUGACGCACACUCCGCAGUUAGAGCACAAGUGCUUGACUGAACCAGGUGCAUCCAGGAUAGGGCUGAUAUCCCAGCAGGAUCCUGCCCCUGUAAGCGUAAGAACAUAGCAGCAAUAACUAAGAUGGAUAAAGUCCAAUGGAACUUAAGUGCUGUCACUGUGUUGCUGUUCACUGUGUUCCACAGUCUAACAGCAGCUGCCAGGCUGAAGGAACAUCUGGCUGAUUGUCUGGAGGACAAAGACUAUAAUGAACUGCUGCUGACAGCAAAGACUGGUCUUCCACACAUAAAUACAUCUCAUCAUGUUGUUAUUGUUGGAGCUGGAAUGGCUGGGUUGACAGCUGCCAAGUUACUGCAAGAUGCAGGACACAAGGUAACUAUUGUAGAAGCAAGUGGCCGCAUUGGUGGACGGGUUGAAACCUACAGAAAUGAAAAAGAUGGGUGGUAUGCUGAACUGGGGGCCAUGAGGAUCCCAAGUUUUCACCGAAUUGUGCAAUGGUUUGCUGAUGACCUAGGGGUCAAAUUGAAUGAAUUCAUCAUGGAUAACCCUAACACCUUUUACCAUGUUAAUGGAAAGCGGAAAAGAACAUUUGCAGCACAAGCAAAUCCCGAUGUUCUUGGGUACAAUGUGUGGCCAAGUGAGAAAGGGAAGUCAGCAGAUGAACUCCUUCAGCAAGCUUUACAGAAGGUAAAGGAUGAGGUGGAGGCUCAUGGCUGCUGGGCUGCACUGAAAAAAUAUGACCAUUAUUCCGUGAAGGAGUACCUGAAAGAAGAAGGAGAUCUGAGCCCCGAAGCAUUGAGAAUGAUUGGAGAGCUGCUCAACGAACAGAGUCUUAUGUACACUGCACUUAGUGAGAUGAUCUAUGACCAAACUGACAUCAGUGACAGCACCAAGUACUUUGAAGUUGUUGGUGGGUCUGAUCUUCUCCCCAAAGCUUUUCUUACUGUCCUUGAUAUCCCUAUUGUCCUGAACUCUAGAGUCAAGCGUAUCAGUCACUCACACAAAGGAGUCAUUGUAUCAUACCAAACCGGACAACAGUCCUCUCUUACUGAUCUUCAGGCUGAUGUUGUCCUAGUAACAACCACAACAAAAGCAGCUCUAUUUAUGGAUUUCAUCCCACCUCUGUCCCCCAAAAAGAUGGAGGCACUGAGGGCUGUCCAUUAUGACAGCUCCACUAAGAUCCUCCUCACCUUUAACAAGAAGUUCUGGGAGAACGAUGGUAUCCAAGGAGGAAAGAGCAUCACAGACGGGCCUACUCGUUUUAUCUACUAUCCCGGCCAUAGUUUCCAAAAAAAUAAAACCAUCUGUGUCCUCCUGGCUUCCUACACCUGGGGUGAUGAUUCACUACUCUUCCUAGGUGCAAGUGAUGAAGCCCUCAAAGAGCUGGCUCUGAGCGAUUUGGCAAAGAUUCACGGUGAGCAGGUCUGGGAUUUCUGCACUGGGGUGGUGGUGAAAAAGUGGAGCAUGGAUCCUUACAGCCUUGGUGCCUUCGCUCUGUUCACACCCUACCAACACUUAGAGUAUGCUAAGGUGCUCUUUAAAAGUGAAGGCAGGGUCCACUUUGCUGGUGAACACACAGCCUUCCCUCAUGCUUGGAUUGAGACGUCCAUGAAAUCUGCAAUAAGAGCAGCGAAAAACAUUAACAGAGCUGUGCUGCUGAAUUCAGAGUCAGCUAAAUGUCGAAAAAGAGAUGAACUCUAGGGUCUGACAUAUUUAGUCUUCAACAAUCUUCAAAAGAAGGAUCCUUAAACCACUUAUCUACUUAUUACAAACCAAUCGUUUCCAUGAAUUAGCUAAGUGACAAUACUAAAUAUUAUUGUUUCAGAGUUUACAGCUUUUUAUCCUUUUGUUAAUUGAUCUUUUUUUUGUGCUGUACUACUCAAUUUUAAUAUAAAAGGCCUUGGUAAAUUAGUGGUGAUAGAGAUAUAUUAUUAAAAAACUGUAUAUGUAUCAAAGACUUUUUGUGAUGUAGCAUUUUCACACAAUAAAGUGGCAAUGUUACACAAA
Molecule: messenger RNA, 2434 nt
Organism: Haplochromis burtoni (Burton's mouthbrooder)
Lineage: Eukaryota; Metazoa; Chordata; Actinopteri; Cichliformes; Cichlidae
Product: L-amino-acid oxidase
Exons: 8
Coding region: 551-2128 (525 amino acids)
Biological process (GO): amino acid catabolic process
Molecular function (GO): polyamine oxidase activity; L-amino-acid oxidase activity
Source: RefSeq, a predicted model, not a curated record